AUGCAGCCGAUCACCGCGGACAUCCUUGCGGCUGACCAGGCUGAAGAGCGCAUUCCAUCAGCACCAAAGAGACGGAAAGUCCGGAAAGGCACCCAAAGCUGCUGGGAAUGCAAGCGGCGAAAGAUCAGAUGCACUUUUGUCACUCCCUCAGAGUCAGUGUGUGAUGGGUGCCGAAGCCGUCAGGUCAAAUGUGUCGGUCAAGAGUCUGAAGAGAAGCUAGACAUCAGGACAGAUGUGCUGAAAUUGGAGGAAGCAACUGGAUGUGGAGUACCCAGUCGCUUCAAUACUAACGCACCUGGGGUACCCCCAAGAAACGCUUUGCACGGUAGCAAAACUACUUCCAGCUUAUAUAUUGGGUUAGAAAAUGAAAAUGAUGGCAUCUGCACUGGUAUUCUCGCAGCAUGGCCCAGUCAGCAUGAUCUCGACCUAAUAACGAGCCUUCCUGCCACGACAUCCAUACUCUUUCACGGAACAGUCUGCAUGCCGUACUCUACGCUCUUGAAUAGAGAUACGGAAUCACCACGAGAUAUGCUGCAACUCCCAAGCCCAGAAACCCACACUGUAUUAAUAGCUCGGAAGCUCCUGAUGCUGGGGAGUUUCCUGCAAGGCAUUCCGUCAACCGCCGUCAAAGAUCUCAGGAAACUGGAGUCGGAAGUCAGUCACCUCAUGUCCUGUCUGAUUGAAACAGCAAGCCGACUUGUGACUAGUGACGAUGAUCUUGUCCACUCGAUUGAGGGCAUCGAAUGUAUCAUGAUCGAAAGCAUGUAUCACAACAACGCGGGAAACCUGCGCCGUUCAUGGCUCCUCAAUCGUCGGGCCAUGACGAUCGCACAGAUGAUGGGUCUUCAUUUGGGUCCAUCGCCGUCAGCAAAGAUGUUGGACAUUGAGACUCACGAUCGGAUUGACCCCCAAUACAUGUGGUUCCGCUUGGUCAUAUCCGACCGGUAUCUGUCUCUAAUGCUGGGAUUACCACAGGGCUUUCCUGAUAGCCCGUUCGCUACAUCGCAGGCCCUGGAAAGUUGCAGCCCUUUGGACCGGCUGGAGCGGAUUGAAGCCAUGAUCGGUGGGCUCAUCCUGCAACAAAAUCAAGAAGACCUCCACAACCUAGAGCUCACACACCAGAUCGAUAAACACCUGCAAGACGCUGCAGCCUCGAUGCCAGCGCAAUGGUGGCUUGUCCCUGACAUUUCCGCAUUAGCAGGGUCUGAUACAAACGGUCUUCGUGGGACAUUGCGUCUUAUGAAUCAAUUCACACAUUACCACCUGCUGGCGCAGCUUCACUUGCCAUAUAUGCUGCAACCAUCCACCGAUCGAAAAUACGACUAUAGCAAGUUGACUGCCGUAAAUGCCAGUCGCGAGAUACUUGCUCGCUUCGUACUCUUCCGAGGCACCGACAUGAUUCCUGCUUACUGCAGAGGUAUUGAUUUCCUUACCUUCAUUGCAAGCACCACAUUAUGCCUUGCUCAUAUCGACUCGCGUCAACAGCCCCGAUGGGAUCUCGGCGCUCGUGCGGGCAUUUUCGAUUUCCUCGCACACCAGCGACCUGGCGACCGUGGACUUCUGGAAAGGACACAACUAAUCAUGCAACAAAUGGCGAAAGACGAAAAUGAUGACAUAUGCCACAAGAUUGGGAGAAUCAUUGAUCAGUUACUUGCCAUUGAGGAGUCGACUCCGAACGAGUAUUCUGUUGAAGCCAUUACCUCUCCAGAGCGGAUUAUGCAGGACUUCCCAUGCAGCGAUGUUGUGGAGGAUGGUCAUACCACUGCUCUCAGCAUUCAGGUUCCAUACUUUGGGACUAUCAAGAUCGAACAUGGCAAUGUGUCAAAGUCUGAUAGUGCUGGCCCAGCUGGCCCAUCUAAAAGACUACAUUUCGAGGCCUCGCCAGCCGGAGCUAUAUCAAUCGACGCUGCACCUGCACAGACUCUCUGCGAAGCAGUCGUCCCGGAACAUGGGAUCUCAGGCCCAGAUUUCCUUAACGAUGCAUAUUCAUCUUCAUUGGAUGUGGAUGAUUGGGUACUCCAGGGAGUUGGUACGGCCUUGUUUGACAGCCUUUUGCGAGGAUCAGAGCCAGAAAUGGGAAGUUAA
This is a messenger RNA of Aspergillus steynii IBT 23096, 2085 nucleotides long. RefSeq lists its product as uncharacterized. Gene Ontology annotation, molecular function: DNA binding; zinc ion binding; DNA-binding transcription factor activity, RNA polymerase II-specific. The transcript has a single exon. Gene Ontology annotation, biological process: DNA-templated transcription; regulation of DNA-templated transcription. The coding region runs from base 1 to 2085 and encodes 694 amino acids. The record is from RefSeq and is a predicted model, not a curated record. NCBI's taxonomy places the organism in Eukaryota, Fungi, Ascomycota, Eurotiomycetes, Eurotiales, Aspergillaceae.